AUGAAAAAAGGUGCUCAAGAAGGAGAAGAUCUCUGCAACAUUAAGCUCUCCAUUCUUGUUGAAAAACACUUCUCAUUUUCAUUAACCAAAAAAAUCUCACAUGCCUAUUUAGGUUUUCGUUUGCUGUCGGUUUCUCCAGAAAACUCUUAUACUAGAAAAAAUAUUGGUUACCUCUAUGCGAUUAAGAACGGAGCCAAAUGGAUCUAUGACACCGAUGAUGAUAACAAACCAUAUGGUGGGAAUAUCACUAUACUUUUUCUUCUUUGA
Strongylus vulgaris is the source of this 267-nucleotide messenger RNA. NCBI's taxonomy places the organism in Eukaryota, Metazoa, Nematoda, Chromadorea, Rhabditida, Strongylidae. The record is from the annotation of a GenBank genome assembly.